GAGGAUCAGAGAAACACCGAUCACAGGAGAGAGCUGCAGUCUCCUCCGACUGUCACAUUCACAGCGUUCGUUUCACUCGCGGAGGACGGAAAAUUACGAAACUUUGCCUUGUUUUGUUUGCAAUCGACAGGAAAGCCACGAGCCCUCCAGCCAAACGAAAACGCAUCCAGAUGUUUCAUGUCUGAGGGUCGCUGUCAUACGAGCCCAUACCAGAGGACUCAUCCAGCUCUUCAUCCGAGAUCUCCCUUCAUGUAUUGAUUUUUUAUUUUAUUUUAAUGUAUUUAUAAUCAGUUUCUUCUUCAAGUUUUCUCUGAAGAUUUGAGGCAGGACUAGAUUGGUCUGGCUGGUGAGAAUGAAGCUGAAGGCUUUAGCUGGAGGUCUUUUCCUGAGUUUGCUUGUCCUCUGGAAUGUUUGUGACUGUGUUCAGACUCAUCAGGACGCGACCGAGACCGUACUCAACCUCUUGGAGGUUCUUAAUGUCACUCACACUAUCCCCGGGGUGACUAAGGUCAAUGGUCGUGACCCAAAGACGGCAGCCUGGCGUUUCCGUUCCAGCAGGCCUCAUCUCAAACUACCCCAGACAUUUUUGGACUACCUCUUCAACACCUCACUGGGCGUCCUGGGUUUGCACCUGGUGGGCAGUCAGCGCAGAGGCUCGGAAGCUACCCUCAUCUCCUUCACCUCCUCUACCUUCCUGAAGAAUGGCGAUCGUCCCCUGCUGGAGCUCGUCUCCAACACUAAAGCAGACUGGCUUCAGCUAGAGUUCAGGUCAGUGGACGGCCUGCGGCCUGCGGUGCUAAAGGUACCCGGCGGGAGUCCCUUUACUGGCAGAGGUUGGGUGAGGAUGGCUCUGAGUGUGGAGCCCAGGCAGAUUGUGCUGUAUGUGGACUGCCAGAAUGCCGUGGUGCUCAAACUGAAAGAAGGGGAACAAAUCCUGACUCUGGACUUCCCACAUGAUCUGCAGGUUACCUUCUCCAGCACUGUAGAAAAAAAGUCCAGCAAGUUCAUGGGGGCUUGGCAGACGGCUGAACUCUCCACCAGGGCAUAUGAGAGGCGUCCAUGGUUCUGUGACAAUGUAACAGACUCCCUUCCAGACACAGUCAUUCGCACCAGUCCCACCGCAAACUAUAACCCAGAUGUGAUGCUAGAUCAGGGAGACCGUGGAGAUGGUAUAGUGUUAGCUACAAGAUACCCCAUUGAAUCAAACGAACGUCUUGGCCAACUGGAGAUGAGCCUGCAUAACAUUAUGACAAUGCUGGACAUGCUGAAGAGACAGAACACAGCCCUGCAGGCGAGAGUUGACCACCUGGAAACGUGUGAGUGUUCGAAACGGAAGUGUGUGUACGAGGGACGUGAGAUGGAUGAGGGGUCCCGCUGGGGUCUCCUGACAGAAACACAGUCUGUCACUGCACUCAAGGGAAUGUUCAGUGCGAACGCUUCAAUGGUGAGAUGUGAAUAUGAGGGUGAAAUCUAUGAGAACGGGAAGCAGUUUGUGUCGAGAUCAAACCCUUGCCUCAAGUGCAGCUGUUCUAACAGUCAGGUGACAUGUGACCCCACCCAGUGUCCGCCCCCUCCAAUUCCAACCCCAGAUAGGAUAUCUGAAGACUGCUCCUCCACAUGUGAUGUGCAGCGGUGUCCUCAGACGUGUCAGGAUGGUGUGAAGCUGUCGUCUGGCUCCUGCUGCACAGAUUGUUCCCGCUGUAACUUUGAGGGGCAGGUUAUUCUAGACGGCGUCUCUGUUCAACCCAUCCAUGACCCCUGCAAACGCUGUGUGUGCAAUAAUGGAAAUAUUAAUUGCGUUCAGAACCCACCUUGCCCACCGACUCCCUGUAAUAACCCAGUCACAAGACCAGGAGAAUGCUGUGCACGAUGUGAGGAGUGCACUCAUGAGGGUGAUGUAUACACAGACGGUCAAACCUUUGUGUCCAGACAGGAUCCAUGCUCAAGAUGUCAGUGCUCGGGUGGACAAGUGUCGUGUGAAUCUGCGAUAUCUUCAUGUCCGUCUGCGAGUUGCACACACCCAACAAAACCACAUGACCAGUGCUGUCCGACUUGUAACACUUGUGAAUUUGAAAGAAUGGUUUAUGUAAAUGGAGAAGAGUUCAGGCCUCCCGGUGGAGGUCCGUGCAUCCAGUGUUUAUGCCAGAAUGGUAAUGUGAGAUGUCAUCAGGAAAAAUGCCCACACUUGAGCUGUGCAGUUCCCACUCCUGCCCGUCCUAACACCUGCUGUCCCACGUGCAGAGGAUGUACGUGGAAUUCUUUUCAAUAUGAAGAAGGAGCCACGUGGACUGUUGUUGACCAAACAUGUUAUUGUCGGGAUGGACAGGUGACGUGUAUUGAACAACUCAAAGUGACCCCCGCACCCUGCCCAGAUCACAGAGGAUGUACGUGGAAUUCUUUUCAAUAUGAAGAAGGAGCCACGUGGACUGUUGCUGACCAAACAUGUUAUUGUCGGGAUGGACAGGUGACGUGUAUUGAACAACUCAAAGUGACCCCCGCACCCUGCCCAGAUCACAGAGGAUGUACGUGGAAUUCUUUUCAAUAUGAAGAAGGAGCCACGUGGACUGUUGCUGACCAAACAUGUUAUUGUCGGGAUGGACAGGUGACGUGUAUUGAACAUCUCAAAGUGACCCCCGCACCCUGCCCAGAUCACAGAGGAUGUACGUGGAAUUCUUUUCAAUAUGAAGAAGGAGCCACGUGGACUGUUGCUGACCAAACAUGUUAUUGUCGGGAUGGACAGGUGACGUGUAUUGAACAACUCAAAGUGACCCCCGCACCCUGCCCAGAUCACAGAGGUGACGAUUGCUGUGGUGACUCCUGUGGGCAGUGCCAGUACAAGCAGAACUCGUAUACAAACGGCCAAAGGUUUCAGGACCCGGAGGAUCCCUGUGUGACAUGCACCUGUCAGAACGGCUUUGUGCACUGCGAGACGAAGCAGUGUCCCCAACAGUGUGCUCAUCCGGUGAGCAUGAGGGACUGCUGUCCGGUGUGUGAUGGAUGUCUGUUUGAAGGGCAGAGGUACAGAGAGUCGCAGACGUUCUAUGCCUCCUCAGACCCCUGCAAGGGCUGCGUGUGUCAGAGCAGCUCUGUUACAUGCAGCCCGGUCACUUGUCCCCAGGUUUCCUGCCAAAACCCCAUCACCCUGCCGGGACAGUGCUGCCCUCAGUGCAGAGGAUGUUUUCAGCAAGGUCAGGAGUAUUUAGAAGGAGAUAGCUUGACCCUCCCCAAUGAGCCCUGCAUCAAAUGCACCUGUGUGGACGGUGAGGUGAACUGUGUGGGUCCAGACUGUCCUAAACUGACCUGCAUGAAUCAGGUCACAGAUCCCGGCUCCUGCUGUCCCCGCUGCAGAGGCUGUAUUUAUGAUGGCGUUGAGCAUCUUGAAGGCAGUAUCUGGUUUGCAUCCAGCAGUCCCUGCAUGUCCUGCAUGUGUGUGAAUGGAGUGACCACCUGCUCAGAGGUCCACUGUCUGUCCACCUGUCUAAACCAGAUCAGUGUGCCGGGCGAAUGCUGCCCAGUGUGUGCAGACUGUGUGUAUGAAGGCCGUGUGUACGGCCCUGGAGAGAGUUUCCACCCCUCUGAUGACCCCUGUCAGAUCUGCACCUGUGAGGUGAUGCCAGAUGGGAAACAGCACUUGCGCUGUUACAGGAAGCAGUGCCCAAGUCUGGUGGACUGUCCUAAACACAACAUCCUUUACAGUGGCUCUGACUCCUGCUGUCCUGUCUGUGCACAGCCCCUCAGUAACUGCACAGCUACACUGAUCGGUAAUGAAGUUUUGGCCACUGAUGAUCCAUGUUUUACCUGUCAGUGCAAGGAUUUGACGUGGACGUGUAUCCAUCGGGGCUGUCCUCCUCUUAGCUGCCCUCCGGCUGAACAGCACACACCGCCGGAUUCCUGCUGUCCCAUCUGUGAUGAUUGUGUAUUACAGGGCAACCAAUAUCGCGUGUCAAACGGCCAGAGAUGGACGGACAGGGACAACGAGUGUGUCACCUGCAUCUGCAAUCAAGGGCAUAUCGAGUGUGAACUGCAGGAGUGUCCUCCUCUUGAUUGUCCGAAUGGAUGGAUCAAAGUGAAGAGUCCUGGGAAGUGCUGUCCUGAGUGCACAGGCAUCAUAACUGUGGUUUACUCCAAAGACGCUCAUGCAAAGUGUGUGUACGAUGGUCAGUGGUACAACCACAAUGACCACUGGCAGGUGGACGAGUGUACGUCCUGCACCUGUGUGUACGGAGACGUGCACUGCCAGACCCAGAGAUGCCCAACGCUCACGUGUGCCUCGGAUGAAACGCCGGCUCUGGUUCCGGGAAUGUGUUGUCCUCACUGUAUUCCUCGACCGGCCACAUGCAUUGUGUUUGGAGACCCUCACUACCGAACGUUUGAUGGAAAGAUGGUGAACUUCCAGGGGAAGUGCACAUAUGUUCUGGCUCAGGACUGUUUGGGCGGAGACUUCAGUGUUCAUGUGUCUAAUGAAGACCGGGGACGUAAGGGAGUGUCUUGGACUAAAGAAGUGACCGUGUUUAUUGGCGAUAUUGUGGUACAGCUGUUCCAGGACUGGAUUGUCAAGGUUGAUUAUCAGCAAGUCCCUCUGCCGUUUCUUAAAGAACCGUAUGUUUACCUGGAACGCAAGACCAACACCAUCCUCCUGAACACCAAUGUUGGGCUGAAGGUGUUGUGGAAUGGUCGUUCUCAUCUGGAAGUCAGUGUUCCUGGCACCUACAAGAACCACAUGUGUGGUUUAUGCGGCAACUUCAAUAACUACCCUCAUGACGACAUGAAACUCCGUAAUAAACAAAUCACCAACUCUGAAGCAGUGUUUGGAAACGACUGGAAGGUGGGCAGUGAAAAUCCAAGUGUUCAGUGUCCUGAUGCGAUAAACAUUCUCCCGUGUCAAGAAGCAGGAUACUCGGCCCGCAAGACUGCGAACGCUCGCUGCGCAGUGCUGAAGUCGCCCGUUUUUGAGCACUGUCACAAGCUGGUGCCACCCGAGAUGUUCUUUGCUUCGUGUGUGUAUGAUCUGUGUGCCUGCGGCUCCAAUAUAGACGAGUGUUUGUGUGACGUGUUGGAGGCUUACGCAUCUGAGUGCCGUGAGGCUGGAGUUAUCCUGCAGUGGAGGUCGCCGACACUCUGCGCUGUGGGCUGUCCGCUUGACCGCGGAUAUGUGUUUGAUGAAUGCGGGCCACCGUGUCCUAAGACAUGUUUUAACAAAGACGUGCCGCUUGGUGUGAUCGAGUCUCACUGCUUCAAACCCUGUGUGCCGGGAUGCCAGUGUCCAGCUGGCCUGGUGGAACACAACGCUCACUGCAUCGCCCCCGAGAAAUGCCCGAAAAUUAUCCACGGCAAUCUCCAGAGCCACAAACUCUACCAAACAUCACGUGGAGUCACACCAGCUUAAAACUGAGAUCUGAUGAACCGCAACAAGCUCUUUAAGUCAACAUGAAAUCAGAAUUUGCUUUAUUUCAUUUAAUUCAUAUUCCUGGUCUCACACUAGUAAGAUUUAUUCUGAAUUUGUUGCUCACAAAUCUGACUGUUGAUGCUUGAACUUAAAGCACAUUUAAGUUUUACUUUAUAACUCAAACCACAUAAACACUCUUCUACUGCAUUUAAUUGUUUUGUUGAAUUGUUUUAUUGGUGCUACUGUGUGUAAGUGUUUCUGACUGAUUAUAGGACACUGUGUUAA
Molecule: messenger RNA, 5671 nt
Organism: Carassius carassius (crucian carp)
Lineage: Eukaryota; Metazoa; Chordata; Actinopteri; Cypriniformes; Cyprinidae
Gene: kcp
Product: kielin cysteine rich BMP regulator
Exons: 34
Coding region: 353-5386 (1677 amino acids)
Molecular function (GO): protein binding
Source: RefSeq, a predicted model, not a curated record